This is a messenger RNA of Henningerozyma blattae CBS 6284, 531 nucleotides long. RefSeq names its product succinate dehydrogenase assembly factor SDH5 (gene SDH5). Gene Ontology annotation, cellular component: mitochondrion. The transcript has a single exon. The record is from RefSeq and is a predicted model, not a curated record. Gene Ontology annotation, biological process: mitochondrial electron transport, succinate to ubiquinone; protein-FAD linkage; mitochondrial respiratory chain complex II assembly. Bases 1 to 531 code for a protein of 176 amino acids. NCBI's taxonomy places the organism in Eukaryota, Fungi, Ascomycota, Saccharomycetes, Saccharomycetales, Saccharomycetaceae.
AUGUUUAAAGCUGUAUCAAAGAACUUAAAUAGUGGCUUCAUGGCUAGCAAAGCAGCCAGAAGCAUAUGGGCAAGGGGUGCUCAAAACCACACCCUUAAUAUGAAUACCACCGGUACGUAUUGGUACUCUUCAGGCACAAAUGUCCUGUUGCAGAACAAAAAAAAUAAUGAGAUAGAUCAGUCUGACGAUGUUUUUAGUAGAAUUAGAAUAGAGCCAAUCCAUAGAACUGAUGAACCAAGAGAUGUUAAGAUUGCAAGAUUGACCUAUCAAUCAAGAAAAAGGGGUAUCUUAGAAACCGAUCUUUUAUUAUCAAGGUUUGCUAAAAAAUAUCUUAAAACAAUGACAACUGAAGAAUUAAAUGAAUAUGAUGCACUCUUAAACGAAUUAGACUGGGAUAUAUAUUAUUGGGCGACAAAAAACUUCGACGUAACUCCAUUACCAAAAAAAUGGGAAAAUUCAACAAUUUUAAAGAAACUACAAGACUUUAGUGAAAAUACAGAAAAUGAAAUUAUUAGAAUGCCUGAUUUGUAA